AUGUAUCCUUCUCCAAUUGCUUUAACUGUCAUUGCCAUAGCCGAUCUCCACAAAGAAGGCAAAGUCCGCUUCAUGGCCAUAAAUUCACUGUACACUCCGAAAUACAUCGAUCCACAAUGCAAAGUUCAUAGUACUCAAAGAACUGUAACAACUUCCUACAAUGCCUUGUUUCUUGGAGAUGCAAACAGACUCCUUCAGGUGAUGCAAAACAGCUUCCUUGAAUUGGAUUUGACAAGAAAAGAUUGCACAGAAACAAGCUGGAUCAGAUCAGUAUUAUACAUCAUCGGGAACCCAAAUGGAGAAAAGAAUGCUGAGAAGCAUAUGGAUUUGAUUAGGAAACUUUACAACUGCACGACGUUAUAUGUUUCUAUGUUUCCAAGAACUGCUUAUGUGAAUUACGAGGACUUUGAUUUGGGAAUGAACAAAAAGAAAAACACUAGCUUUAUGGAAGUCUUGUGUGAGAGAACCAAGUACUUUAAGGACAACUUCAACAUAUUGGUAAGAGUGAAUACCAAAGUUGAUCUGGACAACUUUUUCAGGCAUGAACAGAGCAUCCCACCUCUUCUAGUUUCUCUGAAAAGUCAAGGAAGAGGAGGAGGAAGGAAAGAUGUGGGCCGCUCUUUGCCUUUUUAUAUUAACGACAUUAAAUUUUUGUUAUUUGAGUACUAA
Molecule: messenger RNA, 669 nt
Organism: Manihot esculenta (cassava)
Lineage: Eukaryota; Viridiplantae; Streptophyta; Magnoliopsida; Malpighiales; Euphorbiaceae
Product: berberine bridge enzyme-like 19
Exons: 3
Coding region: 1-669 (222 amino acids)
Molecular function (GO): flavin adenine dinucleotide binding; oxidoreductase activity
Source: RefSeq, a predicted model, not a curated record